Trematomus bernacchii (emerald rockcod) is the source of this 1139-nucleotide messenger RNA. It is a transcript of the gene en2a, whose product is annotated as engrailed homeobox 2a. Gene Ontology annotation, biological process: multicellular organism development; neuron differentiation; regulation of transcription by RNA polymerase II. The transcript has 2 exons. Bases 267 to 1139 code for a protein of 290 amino acids. Gene Ontology annotation, molecular function: RNA polymerase II cis-regulatory region sequence-specific DNA binding; DNA-binding transcription factor activity, RNA polymerase II-specific. Gene Ontology annotation, cellular component: nucleus. NCBI's taxonomy places the organism in Eukaryota, Metazoa, Chordata, Actinopteri, Perciformes, Nototheniidae. The record is from RefSeq and is a predicted model, not a curated record.
AUAAAUUGGACGGUGCGCAAAUGGCACAUUUAGCUCAGCUGUAACCCGAGGUUGAGGGAAUAUAUGUCAAAAAAGUAUGCUUUUCUCAGAGGACACUAUUGCAAGACUUUGCAUGGUGUCCGAGGCGCUCACUAGCAUUUGAGUUUUAUUUUUUUUAGCGUGCAAAAAAUCCUGCAAUUUAAUUUCUCCCCAGAAGUUCUUUUUUGCACAUUUUAAAUUGCAGAGGCGACAAAGGGGUUAAAGCGCGUAAAGGAAAGUGAAUCAGUAUGGAAGAAAAUGAUCAGGGCAACAGAGACGUGGUGGUGGAGGAGUCGGCGGAUGAAUCCAACAGAGAUGAGUCCAACAGAGCCAUCCUCCCCAUGCUCCAUCAGCCCGGGAACCCGCAGAUCCCGCACCGGGUCACCAAUUUCUUCAUCGAUAACAUCCUGCGCCCGGACUUCGGACGCAAAAAGGACGGUGGAGAGACCCGAGAAUCAGAGAGCAGCCUGAACCUCCACAGCCCUGCUCAGACCGAGCCGGUGGGGGGGAACACGGUGCCGGCGGAGGGCACCUCCACUCCUCACACUGUCACCGGGACCAAGAAGCCCCCUAUAGCCGAGGAGGAGCCCCUGAAAGCCCGCAGAGAGAAAGGAGACCAGUGCCUAAGCUCAGACUCAGACAGUUCCCAAGCCAGCUCGAACCCUUCCCAGUCCAGUAAACCCAUGCUGUGGCCGGCCUGGGUUUACUGCACCCGGUACUCGGACAGGCCUUCUUCAGGGCCAAGAUCUCGCAAACCAAAGAAGAAAUCGACCACCACCACCACCACCACCACCGCCACCGCCCCCACCAGCAGCAGCAGCAGCAGCAGCAGCAGCAGCAAAGAGGACAAACGACCACGGACGGCCUUCACUGCAGAACAGCUGCAAAGACUAAAAACCGAGUUCCAGACGAACCGAUAUCUGACGGAGCAGCGGCGGCAGCACCUGGCGCAGGAGCUGGGCCUCAACGAGUCCCAAAUCAAGAUCUGGUUCCAGAACAAGAGGGCCAAAAUCAAGAAGGCCAGCGGGGCUAAAAACUCUCUGGCCUUGCACCUGAUGGCACAGGGACUUUACAAUCACGCCACCGUCACGUCCAAGGACGAGAAAUCCGACAGCGACUGA